ACGUCAGAGUUGUACAUCCCACGGAUCCCGUAUAGCAAUGACGCGGAUGGAUAUUGAAAGCCCUUUGCUGUAGCUGGAGAGUGGAAGGUUAGAAAGUCUUGGUCUGAGUAGCAGGCUGGUAGGAUGGCGGAAGCGUUCCUAGAUGGAAAGGAUGCUCACUCUCUCCUCAAGCGCUUCCCCCGAGCCAACAGUUUCCUGGAGGAGUUCAGACAGGGUAACAUCGAACGGGAGUGUGUGGAGGAGAGCUGCAGCUUCGAGGAGGCCAAUGAAGUGUUCGAGAACAAAGAGAGAACAAUGGAGUUCUGGAAGACUCGCAGUGUGUACACGGUGAGCAGCCACGAGCAGACCAGGGACGGCCGUUCAGAGGGCCACCUCUACAUGGUGGUUCCCCUGCUGGGCGUGGCUCUCCUCCUCCUCAUCGCCCUCUUCCUCAUCUGGAGGUGCCAGCUGCAGAAGGCCACACGGCGGCGGCCCGCCUACACCCAGAACCGCUACAUGAACAACCGCAACACCCGCAGCCUGCCGCGCAUCCUGGUCCACCGGGACACGCCAUCCCACUCCGAGACCCCCUUAUCCAGGCCCACGGUGGUGGUGAGUGGGGUGGAGAGAGUAGUAGGAGGAAGUGGAGGAGGGUCGCUGGUUUGCGCUGCAAACGUUCCCCAAGAACCUCACUCCCACCCUCAGAACACUCGCUCAGCCCUGUACGUCCAGGAUUCGUCUGUGUCAGUAGCGUCGCGUCUCUCCGGUGCCACACCUCCUCCUUCCUAUGAGGAGGUGACAGGACACCUGGAGAGCAGCAGCGACGAGGUGUCGGCGCCGUACAGCGACCCUCCGCCCAAAUAUGAGGAGAUUGUCAAGGAGAAGUAAGCAGGGAGGGAUGGAGGGAGGGAGGCUGGGCCGGGCGUCAUACUGUCAGAUCCAUCCCUCCCUCCAUUGUCCUUGUCUCUGGUCUGAGGGGCUGGCAAACUGCUAGCUAUCCGUGGGAAAGAAUGCACUGUGGUAUCUAAUAUCUUGAAGCACUUGUUGUAUCUAUCGCUGACUGACUACUGUACAAGGUUUGGAACGACGAUGAUCUGUGCUACACUGUGUUUUCUUCUUGAGUUAUCUAUCUUGCCAAUGCCUGGGGUUUGGCAGGCGUGUUUUGAUUUUGCGUUGUUGUUAUGCAUCAGUGUUUCUCACUGUACUCUGAAUGUGGUGGUCAUUGUUUACUAGUGCGUAUGACUCUGCAGUGAAGCGCUAUAUCCAUAAUAACUGUAUAUUUAUACUGUCUACUUUACCACCUUUCUCUCAUCACACCAGCUGUAGCUAGUCACUUGGAGAAAUACAAUCGCUGCGUCUACACUGCCAUCCCCCCUAAACACUGAAGAAACGACACCUUUCCCGGACACCCUGAGGCACCUUUAAAUGUGUCAGCCAUCCCAAAUGGUGCCCUAUUCCCUACAUAGUGUACUCACUACUUUUGACCAGGGUCAUUUGGGACGUGGUUGUGAGAGGAAUGGAACAUUGCCAAGUCACCCUCCAUCCCCUGAGAGGAAGAGACUACUGUGUGGAUGAAGGUAGUGAGGAAGUUUCCAAGCCCUCAGUAGUACUUCUUCCUCUCCAGAGUUGUGCCAUGACUCAUGAUAAAGGAGAGUUGAUUUGCCAAAUGUGCACUGCUGAUUACGUGUACUGCUUUCUAAACACACAAAAUGAAAAGAAAAAGUAUAUUCUUUCAUUUAUUGAAAAUAGUAUGGUUUAACAAACAGAAACAGUAGCCAGUGCUUGUGGACUAUGGGACUAUAGGACUAUCUUAUUAUGAAGAGGAUGCAGCCAGACACAGUGGAUGAGUUGGGAUCUUCAGUGUUUCUCCUCUUUGUCUGAAUCCAACGCCAAGGCCGUCUUUCUCCACAUACAUCCUCUGGUCAUGGAAGGGCCUUGAAUUAAGAGGAAACGGAUGCACUCCAAGUCUAUGGUGGGAAGAACACGCAUACUAUCUCAAAAUGUCAAUCAGGUAUUUGAGUUUUUGGCUAAUUAGAAAAUAAUUGAAUGACCUGAUAAUUAAUUUCAGUCCUUUAUUAAGCUAACCAGUAAAUAUACUAUCUUACACACAUAAACAAAGACACACAGGUACGCACGCACGCACAAGGACACACACACACACACACACACACACACACACACACACACACACACACACACACACACAGGUACGCACGAAUGCACACACAAACACACACACGGGUACGCAGACACACACACACGCACAUGUACGCACGCACGCACACACACACACACACAAGUACGCACGAAUGCACACACCCAACACACACACACACGGGUACGCAGGCACGGACACACACACACACACACACACACACACACACACACACACACACACACACACACACACACACACACACACACACACACACACACACACACACACACACACACACACACACACACACACAGAGGAAGCACAAUCAGUAGCUCUGACAACAUUCCAGUCAACCCUCAGCCUAUCCCUCUCAAAGCUGCAGAGUGAGUUUUACAAUGCUGGCUUCAGUACUGCUGUGCUAUAACUGUUUACAAUUGCUACUUUUUAAAAUCUUGUUUAAAUAGAUGCGUAAGAAAUCUCUAGACUAGUGAGCCAUGGUCGGGUAUAUCACCAUCAUGACUGCUGAAUGGUACAAAUGCUCUUCUUUUCUUUAGUCUCUUCUUGUUUUGUUGUUUGCCUUUUGACUGCUUUUUCACUUGUGUCUCGUUUUGUUGGUGUUCAAACCUUGUUGAACCAGACAUCCACCAACCAGGACAUGCAACAGAAGUAGUGUUUCAGAAUCAGCUCUGGUUGCCAGCAGUAACAGUCUCUAUGUUAUAUACUAACCACUGCCAAUGGCUGGACCAAAUGGGAUCACAAGAUAACUCUGACUUGUACUGCAAUACCUGGAGUACCUGUUUUUUACACAGGGGAGAGAGAAAAGGAGCGACCAAGGGCAGAGAGAGAGAGGGAGAUAGGGAGCGGGAGAUGCCCUCUGGCCUGUCUGGGGCCUUCUCCUCAAGGUUAGCAAUGUAAGCGUCUGGCCUGGGCUUAGUCUGCUCUGCAGUUUUCCAAGGAAGGAGGGAUGACAAAACACUAGGGCUUCUGCAGCGAAGGGAAGGAGGGAUGGACACAGGGCUACUGCAAUGGUCCUUUCCUUUCUAGAGGAGCUAGAUGCUGGCUGCUUCUGAUGAUGUGAGCACUGUCUGUCUGCUUCUGAUGAUGCAAGCAUUGUCUGUUUCUGUCUGCUGACUAGUUCCUAGUGUCCCCGGGCUCUCAAGGCUCUUUACACUGACAUCUAUUCUACAGUUUGUGCUGAUUCAUAUUCAUGGAAUGAACAAUGUGUGAGAGUGUGUGUGCGUGUAUGUGUGUGUGAGAUCCUGUAUUUGUGCCCAAACUCUCCUUAAAAAUUCACUUCACUAAAGAUUGAAAUACUCCACAAAAACAAUUGUUUAUGUUCUUUAUUAUAUCUAUAUAUUCAUGCAUGUACAUGUAAAUAUACAGUGCGUUCGGAAAGUAUUCAGACUCCUUGACUCUUUCCACAUUUUGUUAUGUUACAGCCUUAUUCUAAAAUUGAUUAAAUACUGUUUUCCCCUCAGAAGUCUACACACAUGUCACGCCCUGGUCUUAGUAUUUUGUGUUUUCUUCAUUUAUUUGGUCAGGCCAGGGUGUGACAUGGGUUUUUGUAUGUGGUGUGUUUUGUAUUGUUUUUUUUUUCACAUGUAUUGGGAUGGUAGCUUAGUGGGGUGUUCUAGGUGAAUCUAUGGCUGUCUGAAGUGGUUCUCAAUCAGAGGCAGGUGUUUAUCGUUGUCUCUGAUUGGGAACCAUAUUUAGGCAGCCAUAUUCUUUGAGUGUUUCGUGGGUGAUUGUCCUUUUGUCCUUAUGUCCUUUUCCUGUCCUUGUUCGGUGUUAGUUUACACCAGUAUAGGCUGUUUUCGGUUUUCUUGUUACGUUUGUUGUUUUUUGUAUUUUGAUUCGUGUUUACUUUUGUUUAUUAAACAUGGAUCGCAAUCUACACGCCGCAUUUUGGUCCGACUCUCCUUCGCACAUAGAAAACCGUAACAGAAUCACCCACCACAACAGGACCAAGCGGCGUGUCAACAGGCAGGAGAAACAACAGAGGCAGCAGCAGCAGCAGCAGCAGCAGUGGGAGAGGCUGCACUAUUUGGAUAAAUGGACUUGGGAGGAGAUCCCUGACGGAGAAGGACCCUGGGAGCAGCCUGGAGAAUAUCGCCACCCCAAGGAAGAACUGGAGGCGGGAAAAGCGGAGAGGCGCUGGUAUGAGGAGGCAGCACGGCGACGCGGAUGGAAGCCCGAGAGUCAGCCCCAAAAAUGUAUUGGGGGGGGGCUAUCAGGGAGUAUGGCGACGCUAGGUAGGAGACCUACGCCAACUUCCUGUGCUUACCGGGGCUAGAGAGACCGGGCAGGCACCGUGUUAUGCUGUGGUGCGCACGAUGUCCCCAGUGUGGGUUCAUAGCCCGGUGCGGUACAUUCCAGCUCCGCGUAUCGGCCGGGCUAGAGUGAGCGUCGAGCCAAAUGCCAUGAAGCCGGAUCUACGCAUCUGAUCACCAGUGCGUCUCCUUGGGCCGGCUUACAUGGCACCAGCCCUGCGCACGGUGUCCCCGGUUCGCCUGCAUAGCCCAGUGCGGGAGAAUCGAAAUAGAGCCCAGGUGCAUCCUGCUUCUACUGAUCAUAUUUGAGAUAUUUUUACAACUUGAUUGGAAUCCACCUGUGAUAAAUUCAAUUGAUUGGACAUGAUUUGGAAAGGCACACACCUGUUUUUUUAUAAGGUCCCACAGUUGACAGUGCAUGUCAGAGCAAAAACCAAGCCAUGAGGACGAAGGAAUUGUCCGUAGAGAUCCGAGACAGGAUUAUGUUGAGACACAGAUUUGGGGUUGGCGUACCAAAAAAUGUCUGCAGUAUUGAAGGUCCCCAAGAACACAGUGGCCUCCAUCAUUCUUAAAUAGAAGACGUUUGGAACCACCAAGACUCUUCGUAGAGCUGGCCGCCCAGCCAAACUGAGCAAUCGGGGGCGAAGGUCCUUGGUCAGUGAGGUGACCAAUAACCAGAUGGUCACUCUGACAGCUCUAGAGUUCCUCUGUGGAGAUGGGAGAACAUUCCAGAAGGACAACUAUCUCUGCAGCACUCCCCCAAUCAGGCCUUUAUGGUAGAGUUGCCAGACGGAAGCAACUCCUCAGUAAAAGGCACAUGACAGCACAUCUGGAGCUUGCCAAAAGCCACCUAAAGAGUCUCAGACCAUGAGAAACUAGAUUAUUUGGCCUAAAUGCCAAGGGUCACAUCGAAAGGAAACCUGGCACCAUCCCUACGGUGAAGUAUGGUGGUGGCAUUAUCAUGCUGUGGGGAUGUUUUUCAGCAGCAGGGACUGAGAGACGAGUCAGGAUCGAGGGAAAGAUGAACAGAGCAAAACACAGAGAGAUCCUUGAUGAAAACCUGCUCCAGAGCGCUCAGGACCUCAGGACUGGGGUGAAGGUUCACCUACCAACAAGAUAACGACCCCAAGCACAAAGCCUGUGUAGGAGUGGCUUCGGGACAAGUCUCUGAAUGUCCUUGAGUGGCCAAGUCAGAGCUCGGACUUGAACCUGAUCAAACAUUUCUGGAGAGACCUGAAAAUAGCUGUACAGCAACGCUCCCCAUCCAACCUGACAGAGAUUGAGAGGAUCUGCAGAGAAGAAUGGGAGAAACUCCCCAAUUACAGGUGUGCCAAGCUUGUAGCGUCAUACCCAAGAAGAAUUGAGGUUGUAAUUGCUGCCAAAGGUGCUUCAACAAAGUAAUGAGUAAAAGGUCUGAAUACUUAUGUAAAUGUCAUAUUUCAGUUUUUUAUUAUUAAUACAUUUUAAUUAGAACUGUUUUUGCUUUGUCAUUAUGGAUUAUUGUGUGUAAAU
Messenger RNA from Oncorhynchus masou masou (cherry salmon), 5919 nucleotides. It is a transcript of the gene prrg3, whose product is annotated as transmembrane gamma-carboxyglutamic acid protein 3. Bases 124 to 867 code for a protein of 247 amino acids. The transcript is spliced from 4 exons. Gene Ontology annotation, molecular function: calcium ion binding. Lineage: Eukaryota; Metazoa; Chordata; Actinopteri; Salmoniformes; Salmonidae. Gene Ontology annotation, cellular component: extracellular region. The record is from RefSeq and is a predicted model, not a curated record.